UUACUUGGCGUUCAAACACCUCAAUGAGAACCCCACGUCUCACUGCAAGGAGAUAGACGUACUGCUACAUUCAGACGGAUUUUAGCGCAUAACCUGUUCACAGUUCUUGAACGCACUUACAGCGGUUGAUCACGUUCAUAGUAAUGACAAGAGUCCUGUAAUAUAAAUAGGUGCUAUUUGUGUCGGUUGGUUUUGUUUAAUGUUUACGGAACACAACUGAGAUGCCUUCUGUACUCUUAACAGAAUCAAUAGCUUUAGAACUUGGUGCUCAAGAGCCGUGGCCUCAGGACGUGAAGUUAUUCCAACCCUACGAAGUAGAACAAAUAUUAUUGCCAGACAACGCAAACUGUCUUGCAGUGCAAGCAUUCUUGAAGAUGUGUGGACUGGAUUUUGAGGUGGAACCAAGGAGUAAUGCAGAGUACAUGUCACCCUCAGGUCGUGUGCCAUUUAUCAAGUGUGGUGCUUUUGUUGUUGCUGAGUUGGAUCCGAUUAUUUCUUUUGUCAACCACAAGGGCAUCAGCUUAUCUGACAAGCUAGACAGUGUACAGAAGGCGGAUAUGAGAGCUUACAUGUCUCUCAUUAACACAGUUCUUGCCAAUGCUGAGUUGUAUAUAACAUGGUGUGACAAAACAACACUGCAAGAAGUAACAAAACCACGCUUUGGUUCUGUCCUACCUUGGCCGCUGAAUCACAUCUUAGCCUGGCAGAAACGUAGCCAAGUGGUGAAGAAGCUUGGGGUUUUGGGCUGGGGAAACAAAACACUGGAUGAGGUGUACGAGGAGAUUGAGAACUGCUGCAGUGCCUUGUCAGAGAGGCUUGAAAAUCGACCCUACUUCUUUGGAGACAGACCGACCGAGUUGGAUGCACAAGUAUUUGGACACCUCUUCACAAUUCUGACCACUCCACUCCCCAAUAACCGGUUUGCAAGCAUUGUUCGAGGCUACCCUAAUCUCAUUGAGUUGUGCAAACUUGUGGAGAAGGAAUAUUUUGAGAGGACAGCAGAGGCUUGAUGCAGCCAUCAUGAUUGAUACAGUGUUGAUGGGACUUCCUUCAGAAAUACUGAGCCACUGGGUGACCACUUGUAUUGUUAAGGUUCUGUUUUCAUAUUUUGCGUUUGAUCAUAACCCAUAGCUGUUUCUGUUAUGGAUGUGUUAUAUGCUGUUAUAUUAUUCUCAUGUAUGUAUAACUGUUUUCUUCUUGAGUUGUGGUCAGUAUCAGCCUCCAGGUGCACUAAUCAAAAAGGUCUUGGUUACAUAAAAGUAAACAAAUUUUAAAAUUAAUUGUAUUAUGCUGAUUGGAAAUCUGAAGAAAAAGAAUUCCAUGCCACAAUUUUGUACAUUGAAUUAUGUGCCAAAACAGCAUGUUUUCCACUUUCACAUUCUUUUCUUACUGCUCUUAGAAUUCUGAUCAGUUGUAGUAUGAAAUAAUGAGGUUCUAUCCUCAAUAUCAUCAUCAUAAGUGGUAAGCAUGUGGUCAUUUUUUAACCACUUUAUAAAGUGAAGCGUUUUAAUGGUACAUUUUUUCUAUCUAAAUCCAAAAUUUUGUAAUAGAAGAGAAAUGAUUACAGUGGUUUGGCCAUGAGAGAAGAAUGGACAGAACUUGGGUAUCACAGAGGACAUUAAAAGAAUGAGACCUGUAGGACAACCACAAGCAAGAUGACUGGGCAGGUACUAGAAGACACAAAAAGUGAGAAAGGAGCUGGUAAGAAAUAAAAAAGAAAGACAUGGGCAUAUAGAAGAGAUAAAAGAAUUUUCAUCCGUUGACCCAUAUGAAACAGAAGCAGUACUAGAAGAUGAAUACAUUUUUAAAGUAUGUAUUUCAUAUUUCAUGCUAAAUUGUCUGUUAUUGAACUUCAGAAAAAGAAAAAGUAGAUUCUGAUAUUCACAUUGCAGGACAAAGAUGUGUAUGCCCAGCAGAGAAACUUGCAGUUUGAUACUGACUGUGAAUCAGAUUGGGGUUAUGUAUUCCCUGUACCAAAAAACUGUGACUAAUUCAAGAGAUAUGGAAUGAGGUUGAUAAGCAGAGAAAUCCACACUUGAUCUGGCUGGAUCUUUAACACAGGACCUCUGAUAAGUGAAGUAUGUGCCUAACUAUAAAACAUGAGGUCCUCACCUUUUCAUUGAUGUGAGACUGAAAUUUUUCUUCACUCUUGCCAAAAAUGGCAUUUUCAUCUGUGAUACUCCUGUCUGUCCUUAUUCAUGUUCAGUGGGUCAUAUAACUGAAUUCAGUCAGUUGGUGCUGGUAGUAUAGAGCUCUGUAAAUUGAUUUUCAUAUUGUUGACUGCCUUAAAAGUGUUUGUCCAGCAUGCCAUAUCCAUGACUUUUUCAUCAGUCUGUGAUUAGUGGCUCUGUGUUCUCAGUGGGUGCCAUGGUAGUUUUGUUCCUUAUGUUUAUGAAGUUGGGAGAUGUGCAUUUAGAGUUGAUUUGUACAUUGUUUUAUUAUGCUGGUAAUAAAGGAUUAUUUUAGUUGCAGAAC
Cryptotermes secundus is the source of this 2475-nucleotide messenger RNA. RefSeq names its product metaxin-2. The record is from RefSeq and is a predicted model, not a curated record. Gene Ontology annotation, biological process: mitochondrion organization. The transcript has 7 exons. Gene Ontology annotation, cellular component: SAM complex. Bases 222 to 1010 code for a protein of 262 amino acids. NCBI's taxonomy places the organism in Eukaryota, Metazoa, Arthropoda, Insecta, Blattodea, Kalotermitidae.